GCUCUGUCCUGGCAGCCGGAGCCGGCCGGUCCCAGGGGACCUGGGGAGCCUCCGGAACCGCCCCUCGCUGCUCCUCCCCUCCUUCUGCUCCUGAAAUACCCGCUCUGGCCUCUCCGAGCAUCCCUCUGCUCCUCUCCCUCACUCCUCUUCCCUUCUCCGUUUUCUCCUCUCUGAAGUUGCCCCUUCCCUCUCCCCUGCUCUCCCAAACCUCUCUCCACUGAGGAACUGACUGAAGACCCCCAGGCUGGGGCAGGGGCCAGGACCCCCCUGGCAGAGCCACACUCCAGCUGGGAGCUGGGCAAUGCCUCUCCAGAUAUUCUGCACCAUCUCCUUCUCCAGAGAGGAAGGACCAGAAGACGCUGCAGCCGCCGCAGAAGGAGAAGACGGAGCAGAGGAGUUCCUGUACGGGCAGGAGGAGGAUGAGGAGGAUGAGGAGGACACAGGAGCCACCACGGACUUGGUGGCGUUCGCCAGCAGCUGCACCCUGCACGGGCUGAGCCACAUCUUCGUGGAAGGCACCCUGGGCGCCCGGCAGGCGCUGUGGGCGGCGGCUUUCCUCCUCUCCCUCUCCAUCUUCCUCUACCAGGUGGCAGAUCGUGUCACCUACUACCUGGAGUACCAGCACAUCACGCUGCUGAGCGAGCAGGGCAGCCCCGAGAUCGCCUUCCCCGCCGUCACCUUCUGCAACAUCAACCGCGUGCGGCUCUCGCAGCUCAGCCGCCACGACUUGCUCUACCUGGCUCCCCUGGUGGAUUACGAGCCUGGCAUGGAGUUGGGCUUCACCCCAGCUCGGUCUGACCCCUGGGAGGAGGAGCCCUUAGAUUUGUUUGGGUUUUUUAACCGUACUUGCCACCAGCUGGAGGAUAUGCUGCUGAGCUGCAGUUACCGCGGCCAGCGCUGCGGCCCCGCGGAUUUUGCGCCGGUGAGUAGCACCAAGGUGGUUCAGGCUACCAGGAGCAGCUCUGGAGCUCACCAGGCAUUGCAGGUGAUGCUGAUAUUUCCCUGAUGUUCUCCUUGCUGAUGUUUCAACCCCAUCUGGCAGAUCCCUGGUUGUGGGGGUCCUCUGGUGGGACACAGAGCGUGUCUGCGGGGUUGUGUUUGAUGAGGCACCUCCAUCCCGGUGCCAUCAGGGUUUGUGGGGCACCAGGUGGGUCCUCAGGUGCUCCUUGCCCAGGUUGGCAGCAGAUCUGUGGUGUUGGGGUCGUGCUGGAAUGGCUGAGGAGGGAUGGGGGAUCCAGAAUCCCGUCCAGUCCCAUCCUCUGCCGGGUUGGAGGAGACAUCAGUGAGUGCCACCACCCUGGGGAGCCACAGCUGCUCUGGGCUCUCUGAGGCUGGGGUAAAUGUGCAGCAUCUCUGAGUCCAUCCCUGCUGGAUCAUCUCCUCCUCCACCAGGGCCAGGAUCCAACACUGAGAGAUCCUGUGGGUCAGGAACCCGGAUCAGAGCGUGCCCAGGCUGGUGUGGAUGAGUUUUGGGGCUGGGGACGCUCUCCUGGCUGCACACAGAGGAGCCUCAGCCUCAGCCCUUGCUCCUGGUGGUGUCUCUGUUGAACCUGUGUUGUUUAAAGUCUCUGUGUUCCAGCCCCAGCACUGAGAAAGAGUCAGGAGACUCUUCUGUUGUUUAUUUUAUUUUAUUUUAUCUAUAAAUUCUUUCCCUGACUAGCUGUAGUUCUUCCAGCUGGUCAGCCCAGGCACACUCUGCCUGCCCCUGGGGUGGGCACUAUCUUUUAUACUAAAAACUACUUAAACAUUAUUUACAAUUAUCUUCCAAUACCCAUUACUUAUAUUGUACAGCCUGCUUCUUUUCUAAACCAAUCCAGAUAUGCCAACAUCACCUAAAAAAUGGAUGCUGGGAAGAAGGAGGAAGAAGGACAUAAGUUCUUCCAUCUUGACCUCAGACCCUUAUUAGAAAUAAUCUUAAAAACUUUCUU
Catharus ustulatus (Swainson's thrush) is the source of this 1928-nucleotide messenger RNA. RefSeq names its product acid-sensing ion channel 4-A-like. The record is from RefSeq and is a predicted model, not a curated record. Gene Ontology annotation, cellular component: membrane. The coding region runs from base 302 to 1006 and encodes 234 amino acids. Lineage: Eukaryota; Metazoa; Chordata; Aves; Passeriformes; Turdidae. Gene Ontology annotation, biological process: sodium ion transmembrane transport. The transcript has a single exon.